Manis javanica (Malayan pangolin) is the source of this 634-nucleotide messenger RNA. Lineage: Eukaryota; Metazoa; Chordata; Mammalia; Pholidota; Manidae. The record is from RefSeq and is a predicted model, not a curated record.
CCCCGCGUCCCGGAGGCUCCCCGGGGGCCUGGGUCCGCUCCUGCCGGCGGCUCCUUCGGUCCUCGCGCGUCGCAGACCGGAGCGGGACAGCAGCCGCGACUGUCUCCGACACGCGGGCUGGGCCGGGCUGGACGCAGGUCAGAGAAAAAGGGGCGAGCGGCAGGCACCGAGAAGACGAGGGAGUGUGGCUGUAGGACUUGCAGCCCGGCCUUCCCCGGCAGGGACCCCGACGCCCACAGGGACCAUGCAGAGGUCGCCUCUGGAAAAGGCCAGCGUCAUCUCCAAACUUUUUUUCAGCUGGACCAGACCAAUUUUGAGGAAAGGGUAUAGACAACGCCUGGAAUUGUCAGACAUAUACCAGAUUCCUUCUUCUGAUUCUGCUGACAAUCUCUCUGAAAAACUGGAAAGAGAAUGGGACAGAGAACUGGCAUCAAAGAAAAAUCCAAAACUCAUUAAUGCCCUUCGGCGGUGCUUUUUCUGGAGAUUUAUGUUCUAUGGAAUCUUAUUAUAUUUAGGGGUAAGGAUCUCAUUUGUAAAUUUAUUAUGGAUAAAUAACUAAUUCACUUUUUUAUAAUAAGAAGUCUAGGGCUAUCUGGUAUGUAGACAAAAGGACUAAUCUAACUCCAAAUACAGG